Procambarus clarkii (red swamp crayfish) is the source of this 4258-nucleotide messenger RNA. RefSeq lists its product as uncharacterized. Lineage: Eukaryota; Metazoa; Arthropoda; Malacostraca; Decapoda; Cambaridae. The record is from RefSeq and is a predicted model, not a curated record.
AGCUGGCGAGCUGCAGGGUAAGGACAGGGAGGGACGGGAUCCGCGCUCUGGAAAUUAUUAUUGUUCAAUCUCCCACCAUCUGAUUUCGGAGAGGCGGAGGAUUGUGGAACGAGCAUUUUUGAGGCCUUCGCGAGGCAAAAACUCGGUCCGGAAGAAAAUGGAGUUCGCGAGCCAGGAAGCUGUGUAUCAGCCCACCCGGGACCACAUCCAUGUGCUUGCCGACCUCCUCCCCUCCACCUCCACUUUCGACUAUCUCACCAACUAUAAUCUCUACCUGCUGGCCACGUUCUUAAUUGUGGCGACUGCCAUAUAUACGAACUACUUCUCAUCUAUUGGAACGCGUCCAGAGAAAAGUCUUGCGGACUUUGGUCAAGUUGUUCAAGACCUGGAUAAGAAAGGUGUACUGUCUUGGAUAAAGAAGAGUCCAGAGAAGAAUGCGGCGUGUGCAAGCAAGCUCGUAGUGUCUGACGUGUCUGGAGCAGAACAUGCCUCCGUGGACACGGACGGGGUGUUAGAGCGAAAGCGAAUGGAGUUUAAGGGAACGUUGUUCGAAUCCGAGGACUGGAUACGUCCCCUGGGUAAGCUGGAGGUGCUGAUAGUGACUGGAGGCUACUACGGGUCCAUGAACACCAUCCAAACACUUUGGUUAUCCUCGUCACAGCCCAUCCUGCCGGAGAUGGUGAGGCAGGCCAUUACCACCGUUGCCCAGAGGACAGAGGUGCUGCAGUUGUGCGUGAGAAGGCGGUGGUUCUGGCCCUGGUUCUGCCGGAGGACUCAUGUCAGGGUUCCCUUCAAGGUGGAGCACGGAGACGUGAUGACCAUCUACUACAAGUUGUUACACAGUCCCUACAACAUGGCACGAGGGCCUCUGUGGCGCGCCAGGCUGGUACCUCUCCCAAAGACCAAUGUGGCUCGCCACGAGGCCGUCCUCAUGUUCACCAUCCACCACUGCGCUACUGACGCCUUCACAAACAUGCUCGUAGCGAGAGAGACGCUGAAGGUUCUCAACUCUGCCAUGGUUGGCCAGGUCUAUCAGCCUCCCCCACGUGCAUUCACCCCCUUCAUCUGUGAUGACUUGGUCACCAAAGCACACUGGUAUCAUGCCUUAAAAUUUGCGGUUUAUAAACUAUGCAGUCCCACCGUUGGUAACUUUAAUAAGCAUGUGUAUUUUAAUGGCACUAUUCCUCAACCAAAGUGCACAUUGUCUUCAACCAAAGUUUUGCAUGAAGAAUUAUGUGUUAAAGAUACACAGAACUUGUUAAAAUACUGCAAAGAGGCGGGAGUUACUGUCCAUUCCUGCAUCAUGACUGCAGCUAAUCUGGCAGUGUUCCACUCUGCCCAGCAACGCUCUGACGUUGAACUGGAGCCAGUCACUAUCAGAGCUAUGAACUGCGUCAACAUGCGACGCUACUACCCAAAAGAAUACCGGGAAGCCACUGGUUGCCACAUCUCUGUAGAGGAGCAGGAACUUACCAUCAGCGGCAGUGAUGGUAAUAGCAAAGAAAGCUUCUGGUCGUUGGCCAAACGCUCUCAUUUGAGCCUUCAGCAGUCUCUCCUUGUUGACAAAGACCCUAUCAGAAACACUCUAGGACUCCUUCCCUGUGCCCUACUGAUACCACUCAAUCACUGGCUCGCUCGUUUUAACUGCAAGAACCUGAACGACAGCCACCUUAUCAGUACUAAUAUGGGGGAUCUGCGUGAUAUCCUGCCUGGAAGAUAUGACGGUCCGGUGGAGAUCACCAAAAUCCUGCGAUGCUCGUCGGAUGAGCUGACAGGACACCCGUACACACUCAUCUUCCACACAUUCAGAGACAGAUUCUGUGUCACUCUAGAGUACUACACCAAUAAGAUCGCCGACGAGGACGCUGCACGCUACUUCUCCAUCCUCACCAACUAUAUAUCAGACCUGGCUAACCAUGGUUCGGUUGAUAUAAGCAAAGACAGGAAAAUCUAGUUUGUUAAAGUUCUCCUUGUGCUGAAACGUUCACUUUAUGCACUUGACAAAUAAAAAUGUUGCUAUUAAUCGAAAGUUUAAAAAAAGAUUGUAUCGGUAUUAACUGACAAGGAUGCAAUAAACUUUUGCACUUUUUCUUUAUAUAUAUAUAUAUAUUGAUGUCUGUGAUACAUGUAUAAUACUCGCUUCGACUUGAUCCUGGUAAAGAGCUCGUGAGCGAUGCAAAUCAUCAUUGAUGCAGCUGAGGGUGUUGAAGCUGUGUAGUGACUACCUUCCCCUGUACAGCCGGGGAAUGCUGGAGCUGUAAUGUUCUACCCUGUACAGCUGGGGGAUGCUGUAGGUGUGCAUCACAAUUUGUCUAUGUUGAUCUGAGCCACAUCCUGCCUAAGCAUACAAUAUUUACACACUAAAGAACAAUAUUAGCUACUUCAUGAAGGGAGACGGCAUUGUUGGCAGUCUUCCAACCUCCCACCUUUUUUUAUUUUUUUUUUAUUUGUGUGUAAUUGGAGGCAGAUUUGAUCCGGGUAUCAUAUACUUUAAAAUUUUGAUGUUGAAUCAUCAAAAUUACAGAUUAGAGCGGUGUUUAUAAAAGUUUGUAUCACAAGAUUUUUUUUUUAAAUUGUAAAAUGUUCUAAACUCGCUUGGAAAUAUAUAUUUUUUUCAGAACUUAUUCUUGAAGUGUGUGUGUGUGUGUGUGUGUGUGUGUGUGUUAGCCUAUUUGUACCUGAAGGAUUUCACUGUUAAAUCUUGUAUCCCGCCUUCUAAUAGUUUGGUAGCUGUUCUGGCCAAAGAGGUUAAUGCUUGUGAGAAUAGUUUUCCCAAGAGCGUGCCAGGGUUGUAUGGCUGCCUUUGCUUCCCACUGUCGGGCAAUCCCCGUUCUCACAAGCCUCGUCCCCGCAAUUGUUAAAUCUGUAGUCUCUCUCUCCCACAAAGUUUAUGCAUGACAUUAAACACUUUCGUAGCUUAUAAACUCGCUUAUGUAAACAGUAAUUAGGUUUUUCUAAAUCUAUUGUAUUUAUCAUUUCAAAGAGAAGUUUUUAGUGAUAUGUAAGUAUUAGUUUCGUAUUUGGGCAUUCUGUACUAGUUCAAGAUGAAGACGGUCCUUCAUACUUGACCUAAGAAUCAUUAAAGAUGUUAAAAGUUCCUUUACACCCCCUUCCCAGCCUGGGUGAUCCUUGGUCUUUGAUAACCAUUGUCCCAGCAACGAGGGGUGUGUGGCUUCAACAUAAUUAGCAUGUUGCAAACCAACGUGCAAAAUUUGCUGUUUUUUGGCAUUAUUAUUCGUGUUAAGAUGCAUAUUAUAAGGUGUUGGUGGCUUCGCUGAGUAUAAAGACCAUUUUAAUGAUUGUUUUUCUCUGCUUUAUGUAGUACAUUCAGUGAAUGAUUUUUGUUCCGGGGAAAUGUUGGACAAUGUUUCCUCGGCUUCAUUGUUAUCAAAAGUUAUUUGUUUUUGUUCACGGAAAGAUGAAGAUGAGAUUCAGUUAAAUUACAUUAUAUUUAUUAUUGGUAGUUAUUUAUUGUAUUUUGAAUUACAAAAUAUUUAAAUUAUAAAAAAAAACUAGUAAUAUCGGUAAUAAACGGAUCAAUUUCUUUAGUUAAAUUUUUUAUUUCCAUUUCCAACAAGGCAUAAAAUAUAAAAGGUGGUAAAGUGCCUCUGCAUAAUAAAAUAUAACUGAUAUCGCGAUAAUGUUAUUUCCAUGUGCAUGUUCUUGAGAAAAUUAGUUGGAGCAAAUGCGUAGGAUUCGAACCAGCGCUUGAGAGUAAGUGUUGCUGGUCUAAAUCAGUCACAUAGCUCUAUCUGAUUAUCUCCGUAAAUCUGAUAUUCUAAUGUAUGUUUAAAAAAAAAAAUUGGAGUGUUUGUCACAAGGACUCGCAACAGUAAAAGGGUUCAUAAGGCCCUGCACAACAUCUUGGUAACCAACCAGCCAACAAGAAUGCUUCAGUUCUUGAUAUACUUCAGGAUUACAUUACAUUACAGGACUACAUUAAGCUAUGUAUAUACUCGUAUGUGGAGUACACUUUUGUGUGCAUGUCCCCGAUUUAUUUUGUAUAGAAAUAUUGCCAGGAUAAUUUUUUUCAGCAUAUAAAAAUUAAUAGUGUGAUAAUUUUAAUGAAUUUGAUGAUUCUCUGGAAUUAGUGGGCUAAUUUUGAUGCACAACUGAUUACUUGAGAUUAAAUUGUCAUGUAUUUUAAUUUGUCGGUUAAAGAUCAUAUUUAAGAAUGUGAACGUCAACCUCCUGAAAGUUGGUUCCCAAAUUCUAAUUAAUAAUAAUCUUCUGUCAAACAUGAGCAAAAUUUCUUCCA